UCACGGGUCUCGUGGAGUCGGUGAGCACCUGUGGAGCCGCUGUCGGGCCGGGACGCUGAGGACAGCGGGCCUGGAGCAGGGAAGAAGCUGCAGGAGGGUCGGGAGCAAGCAGGGAACCCGAAAAACCAGCCUAACCAGAUGGAUACAUGUGGAUUCCAAGUUUACCCCCUUGGCUGUGCUCCCCCUAGUCUACAAAAUGGGAUUGUGAAGCGGACCAGACGCUCCUGUGGGCUCCCACAGAGCUUUCACUGUGGAUCAUGGGCGACGACAGACUCUCGGACCACCCCCGGCCUGUGGAAUCUCACAACAUCUGCUUGGGAGACAGUCUGCAGCCCUGCCCAGGAGCAUGCCUGAGGGAGAGGGGCCACAGCCCAGGCCGGGAACACACCUGCACCUUUGACCCUCCGGAACCCACUGGGCCUGGGGCUCCUCCCACAGGCUCUGCUGUGGCGCCUGCUCACUUAGGGAGCUGCUCUUCACAGGGGGACCUCAGGCCGACAGCAGCAUUGCCAGAGGCACAAGGGGUCAGCUGUUCCCUGGGGAGCCCGUCGCAGAACCAGAGUUCGUCCACACAGGUGGUGUUCUGGGCUGGCAUCCUGCAGGCCCAGAUGUGCGUCCUGGACUUGGAGGAAGAGCUGGAGAAGACAGAAGGACUGAGGACCAGGCUGAGGUACUGCCUGCCCACGUCCACUUCAGAACUUCCUGCUGACGCGGGCCUGUGCCCCAGCCCACCUGUGGAGGAGGACUCUGGGGCGGACAGCAGUGGGCCUGAGGUGGAGAACCAAGCCUGGCCCAGGGAAGGAUCUCCAGGCUCCUCCCCGGAGUGGGGUCCCGAGGAGGAGAGCGUGUUCUUCGACAACCCCCUCUUCCUGGAGAGCCCUUGCUCGGACACCAGUGUUUCCAGGGAAUACUUUUCCUGGGGCUUCCCAGACUCCCAGGCAGACGUGAAGCCUGGGCCUGACUGGACACUCCCAGGCAACCACGGGCCCUGGGAGCUGGAAAGUGAGCUGGAUUUGAGGGACAGCACUGCUGGUUCCAGUGGGUGCAUCACCCCUCCGUUCCCUGUGCCUCCCUACAAAUCACACCCCUUUUGCUGGGCGUCGCUGGCCACUGACGAGGGGGCUCCCACACCACCUCCUGCUCAGGAGGAAGACGAGGCUUCUCUGGAAGAUGAGCAUGGCCCUGCCUCCCUUGCAGGGCUCUGUGUAGACAAAACAUUGACCUGGGAGACAGCGCACCUGGAGCUGGACUGUAGCCCUACCACCCAUCCUGGGCAGCCAUGGCAGGUCCUCCCAAGCGCUGAGGGCUGGCAGACAGAAGAGGGUCCUUCCUGGCCCCAGGACAGAGGUGAGAGGGAUGCCAGGCAUCCCCAGGAAGCUGCUCCCUGCACCUUGGUUCCCAGCCCCUGUGGGAGCCCAGCCUCCUCGCCUGACCCUGGCAGCCCUGUGUCUGAGGGCAGAGGCCCCGGCCCCAGGCCCACCUCUGUGUCCUCCCAAGAGGGCAGCCCCCAGCUCCAGCACCACAGCCCUGGCAUUUUCCCCAAGUGGCCACUAGAUGCUUCACACCCUUUGCUCCUGGAAACCGACGGGGUAGAGCCAACUUCCCUGAAGAAAGAUGAGGCUGAGGAGGCCCCAGACGCAGGGCAGGAAGUAGAGAGUGAAGGCACAGCUAGGACUGCGGUGGCUGCAGGCAUCCAGCCCGACAUUCACUGGACUUCUGCAGAAGGGCCUCCCGAGAGCCCCAUGCUGCAGGCAAAGCCUCCCGAGGAAGACCAGAGGCCACCAGCUGGAGACAAGCUGGCAAAUGGGGUCAGGAAUGACAAAGUGGCCUGGAACUUGGCUUCCCGGCUCUAUCACCUGGACGGCUUCCGGAAGUCAGAAGUGGCCGCCUACCUGCAGAAGAACAAUGACUUCAGCAGGGCUGUGGCCGAGGAGUACUUGUCCUUCUUCCAGUUUGGAGGCCAGACCCUGGACUGCGCCCUCAGGAGCUUCCUCCAGGCCCUGGUGCUCAGCGGAGAGACGCAGGAGCGGGAGCGGAUCCUCUACCAGUUUUCCAGACGCUUCCACCACUGCAACCCCGAGGCCUUCCCCUCAGUUGAUUCUGUACACACCUUGACCUGUGCCAUCAUGCUCCUUAACACGGACCUGCAUGGACAGAACAUCGGGAAGAGCAUGAGCUGCCAGGAAUUCAUCACCAACCUGAACGGCCUGCAGGACGGCGGAAACUUCCCCAAGGAGCUGCUGAAGGCCCUCUACUGGUCUAUCCGAAGCGAGAAGCUGGAGUGGGUUAUGGAUGAAGAAGAGGCGGCCAGACCCGAGAAGGCCCGGCCAUCUCCCCCAGCUGGCAAGAUGAGUAACCCCUUCCUGCAGCUGGCUCAGGACCCCACGGUGCCCACCUACAAGCAGGGCAUCCUGGCACGGAAGAUGCAUCAUGACGCGGACGGCAAGAAAACGCCAUGGGGCAAGCGCAGCUGGAAGAUGUUCCACACCUUACUUCGAGGGAUGGUUCUUUACUUCCUGAAGGGAGAGGACCACUGCCUGGAGGGGGAGAGUGUGGUCGGGCAGAUGGUGGAUGAGCCCAUUGGGGUGCACCACGCGCUGGCCACGCCAGCCACCCACUACACCAAGAAGCCGCACGUCUUCCAGCUGCGCACCGCCGACUGGCGCCUCUACCUCUUCCAAGCACCCACAGCCAAGGAGAUGACUUCCUGGAUCGCACGUAUCAACCUGGCAGCGGCCACACACUCGGCACCGCCCUUCCCCGCGGCCGUGGGCUCCCAGCGCCGAUUCGUGCGGCCCAUCCUCCCAGUUGGCCCGGCGCAGAACUCCCUGGAGGAGCAGCAUCGAUCCCACGAGAACUGCCUGGACGCUGCCUCGGACGACCUGCUGGAUCUGCAGAGGAACUUACCUGAGCGGCGCGGGCGCGGGCGCGAGCUGGAGGAGUACCGCCUGCGGAAGGAGUACCUGGAGUACGAGAAAACCCGCUACGAGACAUACGUGCAGCUGCUGGUGGCUCGCCUGCACUGCCCCUCCGGGGACCUGGAUCUCUGGGAAGAGCGGCUGGGGAGGGAAGCUGAAGAUGCCCGGGAACCCAAACCCAGCCUGAAAAAGUCCCACUCGAGCCCCUCCCUGCACCAGGAUGAGGCCCCCACCACCGCCAAGGUGAAGCGCAACAUCUCCGAGCGCAGAACCUACAGGAAGAUCAUCCCCAAGCGGAACCGCAAUCAGCUGUGAAGCCGGUGCCAACUCACAGACACUGGCCCUUCUCUGGGGCAGACUGAGACCCUGGCCCGCAGAGGCGCCUCAUUUCACUGGGUCCGCAAUGAGGCCGCAGGCGCCUCCCUUCUCUGCUGAGGGGCAGCGCUUGUUUCCCUGUGGCCCCAUUCAUUCCCCAGCUCACUGGAGCUUCCCUAAUGCCGCUGUGCCUGCCCACCACUGCCAUGGCAGUCGCUGCUGAGCCCAGCCCUGGCCACUCCUGAGGGAAGAAGGAGGUGGAAUGAGGACUGGGCUCCGCUCCCAGCAUUCAUCCUGUCACCCCCGUUCCUCAGAACCAGGGUGACUUCAUUUCCGGUGCUCACUUUAACCUGGAGGAGGGCUCAGGACAGGCCAACCAGGAGAGCCCCAGCCCUGAGGACUGUUAGGUAACCCACCAGAGAGGCCCAGAGAACAGGGAAAACAGAGCAGCGACUCUUGAGAACCCAAGUGACCCCAGGGAGCGGUGUCUCCCAGCCCUGCCCACUAGGGGGCAGCCUUCUGGCAGGGACCUCAGCAAGCUUGUCUGGGAGCCGCAGGCUCUGCACCUUUGUCUCCCUGGCUCCUUCCCCUAGAGCUGUCCAUGCUGCAGGCGCACGAGAGAACCUGAUGCUCAGCUGCUGGUCAGUGGAGUGCAGCAAGGGCCUCUGGGGCUCUGGAGAACCCUGGAGCGCCGGGAACAGGGCCCCUUUGUUUCCGAGAGCAGAGAAGGUGGUUCUCCAGGUGCAGCCAGCUGGCAAGGGUGGAGGGUGAAAGGUGAGCACAGAUCCCUGAGGGGUUCUACCUGGCCAGAGCUGCAGCUGUGAGGUGUGUAGGAUAGGAUGGACGCUGGGGACCAGGGCCUUGGCCAGGCAUGGAAGACACUUCAUGCAUCCCUUUCUGCACACCCCUCACAGCUGCACUGCUGAGGGCACCAGGACACCUUCCUCCCCCUAGCCACUUCCCCCAGGCUCUGCUGCCCUCCCAGGAAGUCCCCUCGUCCUGUCCUCUGGCUGCCUCCCAGCCGGACCUGUUCUCCAGGGGAGGUUCCGAGACCAGGGACUUGGGGCCCUGCCUGUGGGAAGGAGGCUGGGCUGGAGGGAGCCACCACCAUUGUUUCUGUUCAGCCAAGUGUACCAGUGGGCUGCCUGCCCGCUGCCCUGCAGCUGCCACACGGCCUCUCCUGCCUUCCUGCUGGGCCACCCACCUCCCUCCAGAUAAUGCCUGCCGCAGUGUGGGGCUGGCCUCGGGAGCCCCGAAGUUGCCUCUGGCCAGGGCCUGAGCUGGGCCAUGCACCCAAUGGGUGUGCAGUAAAUACAGGCGAACAGAGAAGGAAGUGUGCAUAAGUGUGUGGUGCGGGGAGGGGCAGCUGGGCACACCUGCAGUGUGGCAGGCUGUGUCCUCCUGUGCGGCGGGAACGUUCCUGCGCGUGUGUAGCAUGCUCUGUGUGUUCUUGCGAAGUCACAGGCUGUCAAAGGUGGAUGGAAGCUCAGAAUCAUUUUCUCACACGCUCAUUGAUUUCACAAAUACUCCUGGAUACUCCACACGCCCCAGUACUAGGCAGUCUGGAGGUGAAUGAAACAUGUCCCCGACUCUGUGAGUUGAUAGUCCGCUCGCUGUUGCCCAGCUGUCAGGAUAGAGAUGCAGUUUGUCUUUCUGGGAAGACAAUUCCUGUCUCCCACCCAGGGAUUCUGCCUCGGGGGGCCUGUUGGGCCGAAGGCUGUGUGGGUUUAAAGCUCCUUGCAUAACUGAGGUGUAGUCGCAGUGAACGGCUGUUCACGAGUCCAGGAAUCUCAUUUUACUGAGGUGUAAACUCAGCGUCGUGCCUUGGCCCAGGUCUGAUGUGUACAAGCAAAAUGGGCUUGAGUGGGUUUUUUGACCUCCUUGACUGUGUGUCCUUAUUUAUACCACCACAAUAAAAGGUACGGGUUUGUCUAA
Chinchilla lanigera (long-tailed chinchilla) is the source of this 5168-nucleotide messenger RNA. RefSeq names its product pleckstrin and Sec7 domain containing 4 (gene Psd4). The record is from RefSeq and is a predicted model, not a curated record. NCBI's taxonomy places the organism in Eukaryota, Metazoa, Chordata, Mammalia, Rodentia, Chinchillidae. The coding region runs from base 258 to 3233 and encodes 991 amino acids. Gene Ontology annotation, cellular component: ruffle membrane. Gene Ontology annotation, biological process: regulation of ARF protein signal transduction. The transcript is spliced from 17 exons. Gene Ontology annotation, molecular function: phospholipid binding; protein binding; guanyl-nucleotide exchange factor activity.